CCUCAACACUGAUUCCAUAUGUAUAUUUCUUGAGAACCAUGCGAAUUCGGAUCAGUGACGUCACAGCUCUACGGUCGCACCCUCCGCCUAGCCUAAGUGGAGAGACUAUUUCGACUCAUCUACAAUCAUCAAGCUUUCAGGUCAGGAUCUUGCAUCCUAAGCUGCAGAAAUAAGAUGCCACGGAAGCUGGGUCACAGGCCUCAACGCAACUCCCUCGAUCCCACAGGCAAGCCAAAAUGACAGAAUUUAACCACCACGCCCUCGUGAUCGGCGCUUCAGGAUUGAUCGGUUGGUCAGUUGUGAACCAACUCCUGCAAGAUUCUCCACAACAGCCAUUUAGUAGAAUCUCCGCCUUGGUGAACAGGCCACUAGAUCUGAAAGACUCUCUCUGGCCGAACCCUUCAACAGGCCGUCCUAAGCUACAGCUUGUAUCCGGAGCGAAUCUGGCAUGUAGCGAUGCCGAAUUUGAGGGCUUCCUUCAAAGUCGCGUUCCAGACGCGGCGUCUAUCAGCCACGUGUAUUACUUCGCAUUCAAGAGCAAUCAAGAUGCUGAAAAAGAAGUCGAAAUCAAUGUCAGCAUGAUGCGCCGUGUUGUACGUGCAGUCAAGAACCUAUCAAGGAACUUUCGAUUCAUCGUGUAUCCAGGUGGGACAAGAGGCUAUGGCAUUUACCGUCCUGACGGCAUCUUUACGGCGCCACUCACGGAAGACUUAGCAGAACAGCUGCCAGAUGAUUACAACAAAACAGUCGCAUAUCCACAUUACCGCGCUAUGCUCACCGAGGAGGCCGAAGACUCCCAAUGGACUUGGUGCGAGCUGGUCCCCGACGCUAUAGUCGGCUUCACGCCCAAUGGUUCUGGGUUCUCGCUCGCAGGCCACUGGGCAGUAUAUCUCUACGCCUACAAACUUGCCUAUGGAGAUGAUGCAGCGGUGCCCUUUCCUGGACUCAAGGCUGGCUACGAUGCCAAGUUUACCGAGGUCAGCUCGUCUUCUCUAGCAAAGCUCGCUAUUUAUGCAUCACUUCACCCUGAGAACUUCCGAGAACGCAUCUUCAACAUCGCCGAUAGCCCUGUACCCAGCACCUUCAGACAACGCUGGCCCCAGAUUGCGUCCUGGUUCGGCUUGAAGGGCAUCCCACCGGCCGAGUCGGCAAGCGCAGAUGAUUUGAAGCCAAGUGAUUUCAUCAAACAGCACCAGGAUAAGUUAGAAGAAGCGGGUGUAAAGGGUGUCGAUAUCUGGAACGCAGGCCAACUCGACAGUGUUGGCUACUGGCUAACGUUCGACCGAUACUUGAGCCUGGACAGAGUGAGAGAUGCAGGAUUUACGUCAGAGGGCGAGCCAGAGCAAGGAUGGUGGGACGCAUUCUCCAUGUUCAAAAGGGCCGGAAUGAUCGCCUAACGGGCGUUUUGGUCGACAACUAAGCGUAUGGCUGUAGGAUCUCGAUCUGUAAAGGCUGCGACAAACCUAUGUCGCGUUGGUAAUUCCACCAUAUUCUGUAGGCGUGUUGCCUCCUUGUUUGCUUCCAAGAUGCGAUUAAGAGAUGCUUCACACGGGUUUGCACAAUGAUUAAGGACGCUAUGAGUCGAACGAGACGUACACAAUUGUGCACGGGAAAAGAAAGUUGUCAAGUGCAGAGUGCGCGAAGAAAGUUGGUGCGUUGAAAUACACCACACUGUACAUAGUAACGUAGACGGUCGUUAUGAACAAAGGAAACAGCUACCGUGACCUAGCAUGCGC
This is a messenger RNA of Boeremia exigua, 1736 nucleotides long. RefSeq lists its product as uncharacterized. The transcript has 3 exons. The record is from RefSeq and is a predicted model, not a curated record. The coding region runs from base 237 to 1397 and encodes 386 amino acids. Lineage: Eukaryota; Fungi; Ascomycota; Dothideomycetes; Pleosporales; Didymellaceae.